UGAAAUGGAAAUACAAUCCAUAAUGGAAUAGAAAGGCAGCAUAUCUGAUUUGGGUUGGACGAGGGCCAGUAAAACUGUAUUUGUUGUCUUUUCUUUGUGUUGUUUUUCAUUCUUUUUUGGGAUUCUAGCCGAUAAUAUCUGAGAAGUACUGUGCGAUAUCUUUUGAAAAGAGUGCUGGAAUAAACGCUUACUUUCUCCUGGAAAAGUUGAUGAAAACUCUCAUGAGACAUAUUUAGGAUGAGGCAGAAGGUAGCCAAGGAAAGCUUUGCCCAUGUAACAAUGGGUCACACAAAGUAAACGUCACACACAGACGUGGACACGUCACAAACGAUGUAUAUCCGGAAGACGUCGUUACCAAGGAAACAGAAAAAAGUAAACUGUGCUAAACAAGAAGAUACACGGAUCAUCGGAAAACAUGUCAGCAAACAAGAACCCACCGUCUUAAGAAAUAAAGACGGGCGAUCAUGGAUUCCUACCGCGGCGACAAUGCAGUUCUUGAACACAGACGUCGACGCUCCUCUCUCCCGGCUUUUUGUGUGGCAAAGAUUGUAUGAAAACACGUUCUUUAAUCCCAAGCCAAAAUUUACAAGUGCAGAUUAUGCAGAACGUUGCGGAAAGAAAUCAGCGCAAAUUAACAUGGACAGAUUAUGUGUAGUGAACAAGAAAUCCACACUACACCCCUAUCACCGAGCUCUGAACAACGCUAAACUUCAUUACCAAACAGAACAGUUUUACUCAAACUUGGAAAAUAAUUGCGACACUUUUCCCGAGAGAUGGAAACCUCCCGUCAAAGAAAAAUCCCCAGUGCGACGGUUUCCUCUUCUUGCACCAAUCACACCUCCGACAACUAAAACAAUUGCCAAAAAGACUCGUUAUCCAGCUUACGAUUCCAACGGUCGACCGCUGCCUAGAAGACCCGCCAAUGCGACACACCAAGCGGAUCCCGCUCCAAUUUCAGAGUUUGAAAAUCUCCAUCCUACCUUCUGCGUUCUCAGUCGGGACGGGUCUGCUGACCAGCUGGCUUAUUAUCGUCACCGCUUUCCUUUAUUACUCAAAAUUAUCAAGGGAGAUAACGUGACGGAUCCAUCCAGACCUAAUACCGGAUUACCAAGACAGGUCACCGGAUUAACCACCAGGCCUAAAACAUCCGAUAAAUAGCUGUAACGGAUCCUUCGGACGACCAGUAACAGGAGCAUCGAGUUAAAACACAUUUGAAUAAAACUUGCUGUUAUAAUACACUAAGAGGUUUAUUAGAUCUUAGUAAUACGCAAUUGUUUGCUGAAUUAUUUAAAAAGAGAAAGGCAAAAUUUAUGAAUAAUGUAACAAAGCACAUCAUUUAAACAUGUUUACUAUGUGUUUAUUCUCAAGUAGAAAAAGGACUUAUCUUUUUUUGUUUGAGCAAAGUCGCAAUGGAUGGAUUCUCAUUAGUAUCACAGUAAAAACAAAUUACUUUUAAAACUCACAAAUAAGUAAAACAUCGACCCCCUCAAAAUGUAUGCAAUUUAUAAUUUUUGUAAUAUUUUACGUUUUGACAAUAAGUAGAAUUCAGUACUAAUAUCGUUUUAACAAUGAAGAACCCUCAUGAUGUGACGACUGAAAUGACUACACAUUAAAAUCAGUUUUCUCUCUUUU
Messenger RNA from Lingula anatina, 1632 nucleotides. RefSeq lists its product as uncharacterized. The record is from RefSeq and is a predicted model, not a curated record. Lineage: Eukaryota; Metazoa; Brachiopoda; Lingulata; Lingulida; Lingulidae.